This is a messenger RNA of Fusarium oxysporum Fo47, 1668 nucleotides long. RefSeq lists its product as uncharacterized. The record is from RefSeq and is a predicted model, not a curated record. Gene Ontology annotation, cellular component: mitochondrion. Bases 1 to 1668 code for a protein of 555 amino acids. The transcript has 6 exons. NCBI's taxonomy places the organism in Eukaryota, Fungi, Ascomycota, Sordariomycetes, Hypocreales, Nectriaceae. Gene Ontology annotation, molecular function: D-lactate dehydrogenase (NAD+) activity; D-lactate dehydrogenase (cytochrome) activity; FAD binding. Gene Ontology annotation, biological process: lactate catabolic process.
AUGGUGAUCAUAUCGACCAUUUCUUCAAGCUUGUCUCGGCCGUCCUUGCUAGCUCUGUCAAGGCAAUGCACCGCUAUCCGUCAACCUCUUUCGUCGGCAAGAUAUGUUUCUUCCAAUGUGCGGUCCAGUCGGCAGAGACAUCAUCCUCUAGGGUACUUCCUGCUAGGACUCGGAGUCGCAGUGAGCGGCUUGGUCCUUGCACCGUCUAUAGGCAUUGAUUUACUCCGGAAAACAGCAGAAGACACUACUCCCAGGUGGAGGGAAAGUGACAGAUCACCCAUUCCGGCUGCCGUCAAUGAGAUACGUCAACUACUUGGGAAAGACAUCGUGAGCGUAGACUCGGAUGACCUCGAAGAACAUGGCUACUCAGAGUGGUCCACGUCAAAUACCGAUGUACGACCAGUGGCAAUUGUCCGACCACAGACGACUGAACAAGUCUCGAGUAUUGCACGUAUCUGCACCAAGUACAAAGUCCCGAUGAUUCCAUACGGGGCUGGAUCCAGCGUUGAAGGCAAUUUUAGCUCCCCUCAUUCCGGAGUAUGUCUCGACCUGUCUGGCAUGGAUAGAAUCGUGGCGUUUCACCCUGAGGAUAUGGAUAUCGUGGUCCAGGCUGGUGUCAAUUGGACGAAUAUGAAUGAAGAGAUCAAGGAUACUGGACUCUUCUUGCCGCUUGAUCCUAGCCCGACUGCAUUGAUCGGUGGCAUGAUAGCUACUAACUGCAGUGGUACCAAUGCUAUGAGAUAUGGAACUAUGAAGGAUUAUGUUAUUAACCUUACAGUAGUGCUCUCAGAUGGAUCGGUUAUCAAAACUCGCCACCGACCUCGGAAAACUUCAGCUGGCUAUAAUCUCACAGCUCUCUUUACUGGAUCUGAGGGGACAUUAGGUAUAAUCACUGAAGCGACGCUGAAGCUAGCCAUAAUUCCGGAGAAGUUUUCUGUCGCAACAGCUACCUUCUCGACAGUCAAAGAGGCGGCGGAUGCGGCCUUUAAGAUGAUGCGACGUGGAGUGCCUCUCGCUGCCCUGGAAAUGAUGGAUGAUGUGCAGAUGAAGGUCAUUAACCAGAGCGGCGGAGCAGGUGGAAGAGUAUGGGAUGAAUAUCCUACCCUUUUCCUAAAAUUCUCAGGCUCUCAGAACGCAGUUCAAGACAGCAUCAACUUGACUAAGGAGAUCGCAAAGUUCAGCAGCUGUCGUUCUUUCGAAUUUGCCAAAACGGAGGAUGAGAUGCAAUCGCUUUGGUCUGCCAGAAAACAAGCUUUGUGGGCAAACCUUGCCGUCCGACCAGAGGGUACUCAGAUUUGGUCCACAGAUGUUGCCGUACCUCUGUCUCGAAUGGCCGAGCUAAUCGAAAUCUCGAAGCAAAGGGCCAGCCAACUUGGACUCUUCAACAGUGUUAUGGGACAUGUUGGUGAUGGCAACUUCCAUCAGGUUGUUAUGUACAACCCAGAUGAUAAGCAGGAACGUCAAGCUGUGUCUGAUUGUGUGGAUGGGAUGAUGGCGAGAGCACUGGAGAUGGAGGGCACAGUAUCAGGAGAGCAUGGGAUCGGAUUGGGCAAGAAGCAUUGCCUACAGAAAGAGCUCGGUCCUGCAACUAUCGGCAUUAUGAAAGCUAUCAAAGACACCCUUGAUCCCCAUUGGCUAUUGAACCCGGGUAAGGUAUUCGAUCCAUGA